Synchiropus splendidus (mandarinfish) is the source of this 2550-nucleotide messenger RNA. RefSeq names its product UDP-glucuronosyltransferase 2A2-like. The record is from RefSeq and is a predicted model, not a curated record. The coding region runs from base 7 to 1602 and encodes 531 amino acids. Gene Ontology annotation, molecular function: UDP-glycosyltransferase activity. The transcript has 6 exons. Lineage: Eukaryota; Metazoa; Chordata; Actinopteri; Syngnathiformes; Callionymidae.
GCCACCAUGGUGCGAGUACGCCAACUGCAUGUGUGGCUCCUGCUGUCACUCCUUACAGCUGCAAGUGUCAGCGGAGGACGGAUUUUGGUCUGGUACACUGAGGGCAGCCACUGGAUCAACAUGAAGCCUGUUCUGGAGACGCUUGUGGACAGAGGACACGAGGUGACAGUGCUGGUUCCAAGUUCUUCUAUCUUCAUGAACAGCAGCCAGACUGCACGCUUUCAAUAUGAGCCCUUCGAUGUCCCCGUCUCCUCUGAGACCAUGGAGCAGUUCCUUGAGGACUUCCUCAUAUUCUCCAUGUAUGAGAUGGAUCGCAUGAAUGUCUUCCAGAUAUACAUGCGCCUCAUUGAGCUCAUGGAAGUUGACAUUAAGUACAACUUACAGCAUCUGGAUGCCAUUAUGAAACCAGACAUUCUGAAAAAGCUGAGAGAUGGAAACUAUGACCUGAUGUUUUCUGACCCCAUCUACAUCGGCAGUGACUUAGUGGCCGAUUACCUGGACCUGCCGUUGGUGUACUCCUUGCGCUUUACUUUGGGCCAUCACUGGGAAAGGUACUGUGCUCAGGUUCCUGCACCCCCUUCCUUUGUCCCUGCGUCCAUGAGCAAACUCACAGACAAGAUGGACUUCUUUGAGAGAAUGUGGAACUUCCUCUUCUACGCUCUGCAAGAUCUUGUGAUAACCCACGUACUGUGGCGCGAUAUUGAUCAAUUUUACUCAGAGUUCAAAGGGAAACCAACAAGAGCCUGUGAGGUAGUUGGUAAAGCAGACAUGUGGUUGAUGCGGACCUACUGGGAUUUUGAUUUCCCUCGCCCAUCUCUCCCCAACUUCAAAUUCAUUGGCGGGAUCCACUGCAGACCGGCUAAACCUUUACCGGAGCACAUGGAAGAGUUCGUGCAAACCUCUGGAGACAACGGCGUUGUUGUGUUCACUCUUGGUUCGAUGAUAAAAAACCUCACAGAUGAAAAGGCCAACAUAAUUGCCUCAGCUUUGGCUCAGCUGCCGCAAAAGGUUCUGUGGCGGUACAGCGGCAACAAACCGCUGACUCUGGGUGCUAAUACCAGAAUCUACGACUGGAUUCCCCAGAAUGACUUGCUUGGACACCCAAAGACCAGAGUGUUUGUCACCCACGGCGGAACUAACGGGAUUUAUGAAGCCAUCUACCACGGCGUCCCCAUGGUGGGCAUUCCCAUGUUCGCUGACCAGCCUGAAAACAUGGUGCACAUGAAGGCCAAGGGAGUGGCACUCACCGUGGACCUGAACUUCAUGAAGGCAGAGGACCUCAAAAACACCAUCGACAUGGUCAUCAAUGACAAAUCGUACAAGGAAAACGCCAUGCACCUGUCCAGGAUCCACCACGACCGACCCAUGAGCCCGCUGGAGGAGGCUGUGUUCUGGAUCGAGUUCACCAUGAGAAACAAGGGGGCCAAACAUUUGAGGGUCCAAGCCCACGAGCUCACCUGGUACCAGUACCACAGUCUGGAUGUCAUGGGCUUCCUGCUUGGAGUCCUUCUACUCACCUUGUUGCUCUUGGUCAAGAGCUGCAAGUUCUGUUGGCGGAGAUGCUGCAGCAGGAACAGGAGGAGCAAGAGGAAGACGGACUAGAUGCCCUCAAGGGGGUUUCACAUUAAAAGUGAUCACUUAGUAGAGGUCAGAUUAAACAUGCUUGUUCAGAAAUAAAUGCAUAUUUUACUUAUGAUGACAAAUUAGGCUUUCCAUUGAGUCACACAUUGUUUCCUGGUUGGGAUAAGGGUUGGCCCACAAGGUGGCGCUCCUUUAGGUUCCACUCCUGAAGGAUCACUUAAUGUCACCUGGUUUAUACACCUGGUUUUUCUUGUGAUCACGAGCUUCUCUCACUGUGCAGGUCAAGCUCAUGGACUCAGAUGGUAUAAUAUACAUCAAGAAAGAAGUGAAGCCAGAGAACUUGUGAGCGCCGCCUCCUCUGCUUCUUCAUCCUAAUCCCAGCCUUCUUUCUGAACGUCACAAAAAGCUGUGGCACAGGAAACACUGGAUUCAAUUGAAGCGCCGAUGUGUCAACGUGCAACUAGGAAGGCUGAUUUCAGCAUCAACAUUGCUGGACUCAAAGGUCCACUUGAUCACAGUCAGUUUUUGACACCUUAGGUGUACAUUCCAUAUGUUCUUGCAGAAUUUCAAGAUGAUUUAUCUAUGCUGCUAUAUACUCCUGGUAUGGCUUUCCACAGCGGAUCUGUCAAGUUGUGAUCCUUUGUAACAUCAAGAUUGAGUGCUACAGUUGUCUGGCUGAGAAGACAGAUGGCUCAGGGUGGAGACCCAUUCAUCUUCUUUCCAGAAGAGUAUCCUCAAGAGCAGAAAGAUGAUCCACGGCCAUGAGGAAGGGCCACCUGUAUGUAUGUAUGUAUCCACCACCAUCUCAAGGAACUGCAGUCACUAGGAAGAUGAGCCAGAGACAGUCAGAACUCUUCUCUGACCAGUGAUGAGUGUCUUCAAAUAGCUGGCAAACUACUCUCCUAAGAUGUUUGAGUCACAAUCACAUUGCCGUUGUCUACGGUGUUAGCAAGAUUAAACAUGUUGUGG